ACUAAUAUAAAUUAAAAUAGAAUCUAUAAUGAUGCAAAGUGUUGACUAUUUAGAUGCAUUUCAAAAGUAAUUAAAUUCAAAGAAUAUUUAAAUGAUACGUAAUAAGAAGUCAUAUCAAAAUAAUGAUUAGGAAGAGGAUAUAGAUAAUAUAAAAAUUCUGGUUUUUCGAAAGGCUAAGAACAAUAACACAGUGGCUAGCAGGAGAUAAAGGAUAAUGUUGAAAGUAAUGAUUUAUAGAGGAAAGGGAAGAUAAGAUAGAAAAUAGGGGAAUAAUUAUAAGAAUAGAUGGAACGAUGUAUUAGCUAAAUUUAUAAAUAGUAAUACUUGUAAAAAGGAGAAUAAUAAUAGUAAUAUUAAUUGGUUCCAAAAAGUGUUGGAUAGAAAACUCCAACACUAAUGAUUAAAGAGAAUUCAAUGAAUUAAAAUAAUUUUCCAAGUUUAGAUACAUUAAAGAAAUGA
Molecule: messenger RNA, 459 nt
Organism: Paramecium sonneborni
Lineage: Eukaryota; Ciliophora; Oligohymenophorea; Peniculida; Parameciidae
Source: the annotation of a GenBank genome assembly